This is a messenger RNA of Pollicipes pollicipes, 1007 nucleotides long. RefSeq names its product neurogenic differentiation factor 1. The transcript is spliced from 5 exons. The record is from RefSeq and is a predicted model, not a curated record. Gene Ontology annotation, cellular component: nucleus. Gene Ontology annotation, biological process: axon development; positive regulation of transcription by RNA polymerase II; sensory organ development. NCBI's taxonomy places the organism in Eukaryota, Metazoa, Arthropoda, Thecostraca, Pollicipedomorpha, Pollicipedidae. Gene Ontology annotation, molecular function: DNA-binding transcription factor activity, RNA polymerase II-specific; protein dimerization activity; E-box binding. The coding region runs from base 1 to 588 and encodes 195 amino acids.
AUGGGGGCCGGCACCCGCGGCCUGCCCGCUAAGAAGGAGCUGUCGGCGGGUGAGGACGCCGAGGUGAGCAGCACUACUGGCGACACAGCUGUAAGGAGGCAGCAGCCGGCGACUACCGGACGAACCGCGCAGAACAAGGCGCAGCGCACCAAGGCCAACGCCCGCGAGCGCACGCGCAUGCACGGCCUGAACGCCGCGCUCGACACCCUGCGACGACACAUUCCGUUUGCAAGGAGCACCAGCAAACUUUCCAAGAUCGAGACGCUGCGCAUGGCGCGCAACUACAUCUACGUGCUGGCGCAGACGCUCGCCACCGGCGAGCCGUUCGACCUGCCCAGCUACGCCUGCGUCAUGGCCAGGGGACUCAGCCAGGCGACGGCCAACCAGAUCAACGGCUCCCUCAACCUUCGGCCGCGCUCGAUUAAGCUGCUACCCCCGCUGGAGCCGUUCAGGCGAGCGCCGUACGUCUCUGUGCCGACGCCGGCCGGCCCGCAGACGUCACCGCUGGACGACCACGUGUUGCCGGAGCCGUGGUCAGCCGGCGACCAGCUGGCUGGGUUCCCGGAAGCUGCUGCCGUCAGCUUUUAGCCGAGGCUCUCUAGCUAAUGCCGAUUGAAGCUGGCAUCUUUUCCGGCGCUGUUCUGUCGACUUCUUUGUGAUCGUCGUGCUGUGCGUUUGAAGAAGUUCAAAAACAAUCAUGUUUAAAACCAAAGCUGAACAGAUUCAAAUGGAUUGAAUGUGUCGAAAACUAGCAUUGAACAAAUCGUGCUUUGUGUCGCAUAUGAGAGCAAGCUGUAAAUCCUAGUGACGCUCACCAGAAAUCACAGUGAAAGUCCAGAGGAAGAUCGAAUGGAAAACCUGGCUAUAAAUCAUUUCGAGUUUGCAAACGCAAUCACCCUGGCGAAAAAGGCUGAACAUAAAACAAAGCGCUUUGCAUACAGAUGUGAGCGAACCUGUUAUCCUCGCCGGCUGCGAUGCCCGAGAGGCCGCAUCCAAUUGUCCGAACC